Molecule: messenger RNA, 891 nt
Organism: Symbiodinium sp. CCMP2456
Lineage: Eukaryota; Dinophyceae; Suessiales; Symbiodiniaceae
Source: the annotation of a GenBank genome assembly
AUGAUGAGCGAGGUUUCUCUAGAUUGGCCCCUGAGCAAGGAGGAGCAGAAAAAGCGGAUCAUGCGACUCUAUGACAAGGAUGUCCAAGCUGCCAAUGAGCUGCUCCAUUCCGGGGAGGCGGCCUUGAAGGUGGCCUUGAAGGCCUUGCACCAGAAGCUGAAGGAUAGCCAAGGGGAGGGCAGCACGGCUUCCCAGGACACGCCUUGUCCAGAGCAGAGAGACCCUGGAGGUCGGAUGGCCACAGGCCGUGAGGCUGUGACAUCGAUCCGGUCAGAACCGGAAGAACCCAGGACGCCGACCUCGCCUGCCUUCACCGAGCAAACAGAGCAAACAGAAGAGGCCGCGGAGGAAACUGCGGAGGACGGGGAAAAUGCGGCGGAAGCUGCAGCGCGUUUGCAGAAUGCCAUCGUGGACGCCGCUGCUGCGCUGGCUUCCCUGUUUGGGACUUCAUCCUUGUCUUCCGUGUUGGUGGGCAUUGCUGCCGACGCAGACAAGGACAGCCCAGAGGAGUGCAGUGAGGUCAGGCAACGCGCAAAGUCCGAAGGUGCCCGAGUCAUUGCUCCGGCCAUCCAGAAGCCCGAGGAUCGUCGUCGCAGAAAGUCGCGGGGGGGAGAACCAUUGAAAGUGUCCUUCGCAGAUGAGGAGGAGAUGGAGGAGCAUUGGCCAGGGAGGUCUAGCAGCAGAAGACGGCCCUCCAUCGGAGAGCCUGAGCCUUCUCCACCGAGCUCCCCAAAGGCAAAGCAGGCGCCAAAAGCUCCUCCGGCUGGCCCUGCUGCUUUGUCACAGGCUUUGCAGGGCCAAUCGAGAGCCUGCGUACCGCGGCGUCAGCGACGAGGCCGGGCCCCGCCCACGCCGUCUUCUGCACCGGCCGGGAUGUUGGACUUCAUAUGA